Molecule: messenger RNA, 1057 nt
Organism: Thermothielavioides terrestris NRRL 8126
Lineage: Eukaryota; Fungi; Ascomycota; Sordariomycetes; Sordariales; Chaetomiaceae
Exons: 2
Coding region: 73-867 (264 amino acids)
Source: RefSeq, a predicted model, not a curated record
CGUGCACAAUUCGCACCCCUGCUGUUGUUUGAUCGGCGCGCCUUGCUGCCCCCACGCAACACGUGGUAUGACAUGGAACGAGAGGCUGACAUACAUAUACCUUCCAAGGGCGCCCGCGAACGAGCCGAGUCGCUCGAUGCUACCUCAGCCAAUGUCAGCCCUCGACUACAGCCUUUGCUCGGCAAUUCUCGUCGGAGAGCCAGCGACCCUGCCGCUCCAGCCUCCCCGCCGCCGGAGGUCGACAUCAACGGACAUGGCGUCGUGACCACACAGCCGGAGCGGCAGCGGAGUCUGAAUUAUCAGAGCACAGCCGAGAUAAGCCCUGUGGCGCGCCGACGGCCAACCCAGAGCAGCAGAUCGUCGGGCCAGCAGCUGGGGCAGACGCCCACGCGGACGCAGGGGCUCGGCGGGGAGAGCGAGUCGAGGGGCCGGCAGCGGAGACAGCAGGAUGUGCCGCGGUGGAAGCGCACGUUACGUUACUUCCAAAGCAUCGAGCUGGAGAACAAGGGCAGCGUCGCGCGCGACCACCUAGCUCUAGAACGAACGUUCCUCGCAUGGCUCCGAACAUCACUAGCAUUUGCCUCGAUUGGUAUUGCCGUCACGCAGCUGUUCCGGCUUAACACGUCGCUCGCGCAGGACUCCAAACAGGCGGAUAACCUGCGGCACCUCGGCAAGCCCCUCGGGACAACCUUCCUGGCCGUCAGCAUCUUAAUACUGCUUCUGGGCUACAACAGGUACCUCCAGGGGCAGCACUGGGUCAUUCGGGGCAAGUUCCCCGCCAGCCGGGGGACUAUCAUGAUCGUGUCGUUGAUAGCGUUUACGGUGACGCUGGCGUCAUUGAUCGUCAUACUUGCUGUGCAAGGGUGAUCCGAUAUGAGCGCUGUGUUGUCAAGUCAACUUAUGGGAGGUUGGAACUGCCAGAUAUGCCGAGUUUGCCUUGGCUGUAUAGAUAGGUACCUGUACGGAGGACAUAUGCAUACCGGGCGUGUUGGGCUGAGAUGAAUCAUGUAUAAAAAGAGUGAAGGAAACACGAAUGAUCCGUACAACUUAGGGGAGA